Messenger RNA from Amyelois transitella, 3725 nucleotides. RefSeq lists its product as uncharacterized. Bases 420 to 869 code for a protein of 149 amino acids. Lineage: Eukaryota; Metazoa; Arthropoda; Insecta; Lepidoptera; Pyralidae. The record is from RefSeq and is a predicted model, not a curated record. The transcript has 5 exons.
AUCCCGUACCCGCGCGUCGCGUCGCUUAAAACUUACGACAACUAAGUUACUCGCGCGGUAAAUUACGCGAAUUUAGUUGUGUUCCGAAAUUUGUUAUAAGUAACGUUUUAGCUGAUUAUAGUUGAUUGAUUUGAGAGAUGCGCCGCGAUUGCAGCAAAAGAGGAACUCACGUGCUGGCUGGAAAAUAUAUUUGAGAAACUCUUCGGAGAAAAAAAAAAGCUUAUAACUUUUUUAAGAACUGGUUGAAUAGGGCAUGAGAAACUCUUUGAUUGAGAAUUUGAAAAAGGAAGAUAAAUAUUAUUGUUGUGGUGGCAGUCGCACAAGCGGCGCCGCGCGGUUCGGUUGUGGCUCGUUGGCGUUGCUGGUUGCUGGUUGGGGCGGGUGCCGUGAGCGCCCAGCGGAGCCCGCUCAGCUGGGCCAUGGGCAGCUCGCAGCGACUGGCGGCCGUGGCUGCCGUCUCUCAUGCAAGACAUUAUUACAAUCACACGCAACCAGACGUAGCACAAGAUACUACGCCUUACACCGUCAAUGUUUUCUUUGUCAGUGCAACGCUAUGCGGUGUCCUAGUGGCGGUUUGUGCGGCUUGCUGGCGUCGGUCCGUGCCGUCUGACAAGCCGGACGACGUGGUCGAGUGCCGGGGAGUGUACACUGUCAGCGCGGACGUCAGACUCACUCAGGUGCAAGAGGAACUGCCCGGGCCUCCGCCAGCCUACGAUACAGUCGUCCCAGGUGAAACUUCGAACAAGCAGUGCCAUUCCUUACAGGAGGUAGUGUCUGAGCCGUGUGGUCGCUGCGAGACUCCGCGUCGAAGUGACGGCGGGCUACCUUCAUACGAGGCGGCUGUUCUACUAAAAGACACCAAGUUAUAAUAUGCCUUGAAUUGAUGACCAUAGCAUACAUAAAGUCAGCUAUUAUUUGAUGAUGUUUAUAUAAAGCAAGUGACCAAUUGACUAUUACGAACUUCGUAGCGUAGUUGCUACGACGCUAUUAAAUUAUUGAACUACUCUUCGUAACUGCUACGAAGUUCGUAGCAGCUACGGCGUAUUUUCAAUGUAAGAAACUGCUAUUUAAAUUUAGUUUAUUUUUAUUAGUAAUACAAUAUGAGUUUGACUAUUACGAAUUCUGUAUUCUAAAUUCCAAAACGUUAAGUCAUUUGAUAUAAAUGGUGCUGUCUUAUCGCUUUUAUAAGUGGAUAAAUCUUGCAAAAGACACCAAGUUAAAAAUAUGCCUUCACUAGACCGACCAUAGAGAGAAUGUUUCAGUAUACAGUUCUCUAUACAGUUAAUAACGAUUGUCGUUUGAUGUAUUGAUUUGUAGCAGUGGCAUGUAUGUUCCUAAGGGAUUUUUCGCAUUACGCGCGCAGAGCCGCGGGCUUACUCUAGUAAUAUAUUAACAGGCGAAAACCAAAAAAAAACUUUUUGUAGCAUUUCAAACUAAAAUGAUGGCCUACAUAGUCACAAAGCUUAUCUUCAAGACUUAGCUUUCUCAUUCAAAUAAUCUCUUAAGAGUGUUCUGCAGUCGGAUCACGUGGCCGACGAAGGUACGAUGUAUGCGGACGGCGUCGGCCGACCGUCAAACCGUCGGAUACGACCGAUGAUGAAUGGCCGCGGAUCGCUGACAAGAUAAAAUUCAAACGGAACGCUGAAUUUUCAGAUUUUGCACAGCGUAUUGUAUUACUGAUCGUUGAUUUCGAUCAGAUGAGUUUUGAGUGAAGAAAAUAUUGGUAGUACAUACCUAGAAUUACGCAGUUUACUUUUCUUUGCUUAAUUUACGCAUACUUAUUUCGCUUCAUCCACAUGUGACGUUAAGGUAAAACAUCUCAGGUAAGAGAGAUGAGGGGCUAAAAAGGUGUUAUUGUUGUGUGUUUUCAAAAUUAUAUUACUAGUUACUUAUUUAUUAUUUAUCACGUGCAAUGUGGUUUGGUUUAUUUCUUAAUAGGUGUAAACUAUUUUAUUAAGUACAUCAUGUGUUUCAUAUUUAAAAUAAUUGGAGGUAGGUUAAGGACUGGCUUAACCUUGUGAUUACAACAGAUCAACAUUUCAUUAUUUGAAUAACUACUGUUAUACAAAUAAGUCUCGAUUUAGUGAGCAAUAAAUAAUCAAGUCACCUUUUAAAUACAAAUUUAAUCUGGUCCAUUAUUAUUUCACAAUGAUAUAAAAAUUAUACAAUCAUACACAUACAAUCAUAUCUUUAUCCAUUACGAGAUAAACAGAGUCAACAGUCUUGAAAAGACUGUAAGGUGACGUUUAGUUGUAUGGUUUAAUGAUGGAAUAGUGUUGUAGUGGCAGGUUGCUAGGCCAUCACCUAUAAGAACAAUCCGAAAUUAUUAGCCUUUUCCUUGAUUUUUAUGUGAUCUUGAUUUUUCCCUUGAUCUGCAUGGAAGAUAAGCAGAUGGCACACACUUCGAAUGUACUUUAAAAAUCUUGAAAUAACUUUUUUUAUCCAUUUCAAUUUUCACUUUAUCAACAAACAAGAAUAGGUGCAUUACAUAAUACCAAGCACCAAAUAUUUGUAUAAUAUCCUAUCAUUAAGUGUAUGAAUGAGGACAUAUCAUCCGGUCUUAUCAAUAUACAUAUACUUAUUGUGAAGUUAAUAUUAAUAUGCAUUUUACAAAUCACUCGUGUAAUUAAUUAUUUUAUCCCUUUACACAAUUUUGUUAGUUUUUUUUCUAUAUUAUAUUUUUAUGAUAUAAAAUAUUAUUAUUGUACAUUGAAUUUAAUAUAAAAUGCGUAUUCAGAAUAUCUUAUGAUUAGGAAUUAGGUAAAUAAAUAUUUAAGUGUAAAAGGUAGGCCUAAAAAAUGUAACAUCAGACAGAAAAGCAUAAUAAUAAUUGAUAUUUCAUCAAAUAAAUAUAUUUUAUGUAGGUAUAUAAAUACCAAAUUGGGUUUUUAAUUUCGAUUUUAUAUAUAGUUUUAUUUCUGUGAAUUGUAUAAAUAAAGCUUAAGUAAUUCUGGUAAUUGAAGGGAAAUAGGUUAAUACCGACUAUACCAAGAAUUUCUCAAAACAUAAAAAUACAAGUAUUGGAUGAGGCAAGAAAGGUUUAUAAAUAGCUGCGGAUAAUGAUUUUCUAUGUUGUUAGUUACUACCGUUAUCUUAACUCGUUUAUCAAACACUAGGUUAAGGGCACUCGUAUAUUAUUUUAAAGGCAAUUUGCACCAAUACACUAAGAUUAUGUACCAGUCCUUGAGACUUGAGAGAUAAGAAAGCCGUUUUGACACCAGAGUAUGAUAAGUACUUACAUAUAAAAUUAGAAUAAAAGAUAUAGAAUGUAUUAAUUUUUUUAAUUUUAAAUACUUUUGAUGGCUUUGGAUACAUGUCUUUAAAGGCCCGGUGAACAAUGGAAUUGACCUGAAUGAAUGAUUGGAAUUGAAUUGAAUUUUUCCCGGAACUUGACUUGUUGAAAAAACACUAAAUGAAAAAAAUGCUAAUGCUACAAUCUUAGAGAUUUUAUUAUUAACAGUUAUGUUAAAAGUUAGGAUUUCCGCCAUUAUGUAGGCAUUUAUUCGACGAUUAUUAGCUGUCAAAACGGCCAUAUUUCUUGACGAGUACGUAAAUUUUUAGACUUUUUAAGUUAAGACUGGGGCUUAGUCCAUAAUGAUCGCAAAUCUAAUUACUAUGUGGGAAGUUCCAGUUUUAUGAUUUGUAUUGUGAAUGAAACACUACAACAAUAAUUUAAUGUGUAAUCAAAUAAAUGCUGUGAUAGUGUAAUGAUUGGUUAUAAUAAA